AUGAAAGUGGACACAGAAAAGGAGGAUGAGGUUUGGUUUCAUGUAGGGAGAAAUGACAUGAGAUUCGGACGGAUGGAGUUUGGACUCAUUACUGGCUUACCUAUGGGUAGUGCCCCUACAGACGAGGAAAUACACGCCAAGUCCAACGACCAUCUAGUUCGGACUUAUUUUGAAGGGAAGAGUUCUGUUCAGUUGGACUCCCUUAUGCUCCAACUUGAGAGGUGCGAAGAUAAAGAUGAUGCCUACAAGCUUGGACUGAUCGCUUUCAUUGAAGGUGUAUUAGUAUCAAAGGAGGGCAAUGUCCAAGUUUGGCCUGAGAUGUUGAAGUUUGUUAACGAUCUCGACUUCUUCUUUAAGUAUCCGUGGGGCGAGCGCGCUUUUCGUAAGCUGAUGGAGACAUUAGGAAAGAAUAUGCAACAUUACAAGGAUAAUGUUGACAAGAAGAAGGGGAAGAAGAUUGCUCAGGAGGCAAAGUACACAGUUAGUGGCUAUGUACCUGCCUUUCGAUCGGGCAUACGAAGCAAUUGA
Cannabis sativa is the source of this 528-nucleotide messenger RNA. RefSeq lists its product as uncharacterized. The record is from RefSeq and is a predicted model, not a curated record. The coding region runs from base 1 to 528 and encodes 175 amino acids. The transcript has a single exon. Lineage: Eukaryota; Viridiplantae; Streptophyta; Magnoliopsida; Rosales; Cannabaceae.